Messenger RNA from Danio rerio (zebrafish), 4137 nucleotides. Lineage: Eukaryota; Metazoa; Chordata; Actinopteri; Cypriniformes; Danionidae. The record is from RefSeq and is a predicted model, not a curated record.
AAACAAUCGUCACAGAGUAUCCAGUUUCAACUCGGAACUAACUUAACGUUACUGUGGCUGUCAGAUUUGAGGAGCUCGCCACACAGACAUACAAGCCUGUCCUCAGUUUAGGCCUGGAUUAACUUGCAUGCAAACUUCAAGAGAUCACCGUGACUACAAAAUUUAUGAAAAAGAUUGGCCGGUUAUUCUUUAACCUGCAGAAGAUGAUGCAAAUUCCUCAGAUGCUCUCCGAGACCAUAUCAUCAAUGCCCAAGACCUUGAGCGACAAAGAGGCACCUUGUUUUUUCCGCAAACACUACAUUCACUCUGGCUACCGCGCAGUCCACCAGAAGUGGCGCUACUACUUCCUGUCGCUCUUCCAAUGGCACAACGAAUCCAUAAAUGUUUGGACGCACCUACUGGGAGCACUAGUGGUGCUUUUGAGAGCUGUCCAAUUAGCUGAGACUGUAGAUUUCAUAAAUGAUGCUCAUUCCUGGCCACUUCUUAUCCUUCUCUUGACAUCAAUGGCUUACAUGGGUUUUAGCACUGUGGCUCACCUGUUGGCAGCCAAAUCAGUGUUCCACCAUUAUGCUUUUUUUUUCCUCGAUUAUGUUGGUGUUGCGCUGUAUCAAUACGGAAGCGCAGUGGUGCACUACUACUAUGCUAUUGAGGAAAGUUGGCAUGAAAGCGUGCGAGGAUGUUUCAUGCCUAUUGCUAGCUUUUUGUGUUGUCUGUCUUGCUUCGGCUGCUGUUAUGGGACGUAUUGCAAUUACACCCAUCAUCCAUGGGUACGUAAAGUAGGCCAAAUAGUUCCUUCAGCCUUAGCAUAUGAAUGGGACACCAGUCCUGUGUUCCAUCGUUUGGUCAUCUGGUAUCCGUUCUGGGUGACAGGAGAUUUCAGAAGCAGUCCUGCUCUGCUUUUUCACUUUGGCCAGGUGGCAUUCUUUCUGUCCAGCGCGUUUUUCUUCACUCAUCCUAUUCCCCAGAGCUGGUUUCCGGGUCACUGUGACUUUUUAGGUCAGGGUCAUCAAGUAUUUCACGUUCUGAUAUUUUUAUGUACAGUCUGCCAGAUUCAAGCUUCAUAUUUGGACUACCUCAACCGCAGAGACGUCUACGUGACUCUGCAUACCAACGGAGAGGCAUCCUUCUUCGUCUUGCUGUUUAUUUUGACCCUUGUCAUGUCUACUCUAAUAGCUUUUUAUAUACUUGCAAAAGUAAAAAGAGCAGUCAGCAAUACCGAAAAGCAAAGGAAAGAGUAAUAUAUUCAGCAGUGCAAUGAUGGAUGAUCAACCUUUGGUCACUGAGUGUUACAGUUGUGGGCAUUUAGGUUUAUUUAGGACCACGUAGUCUUUAGAUAACAGUGAUUCUGCAUGUUUCUAGAUCAAUAAUCUUGUUGGUCUUGGAAUAACAUUCCUAUCAACGAUUCAGUUACAGUGUUAUGGUUAGGGAUCAGGUUAUAGCGAUAUUGUUUUACAGACAUGCUGUUAAAGCACUGAACUUUGAGCAUAUUCUUAGUAUUCAAACUGGUCAUCGUCUUUGCUAUUACUAUUCUUGAAAGUAUUUUGAAUUCAGGGCUUUUGUUUAAAGGGAUAGUUUAUUGGAAAGAGAACUUUUUUUUUUUUUUCAUUCUGUUGUAAACCUGCACUCAAAAAAGUAACCCAUUGGAGGAACUCAAUAUAAUUGAGGGCAGAAUUUCCUCAAUCCUCAAUCAGGAUCUAAUAAAUUUGUUUACCCCCAACUAAAAAUUAGUUACACAAUUAAAUGCAACUGAGUUUGUCCAACAUGAUUUCAUCACAUAAAAGUUUAAAUAAUUUGUAUUUUGAUUUAAUUUAACCUCAAAGUCUGAUAAUAUCAUGUAUGUCUAUUAUGUGUCGUACAUUUCAAAGUGUCUUAGUUUUAUUUGAAGUUAUCCUAAAUGAACUAAGAGCUAUUUCAAAGCAUAUUUCAUGAGUUACGUAUAUUGAGACUAAUCUCGGAACUAAAUUUAGGAUAGUUAUUGCUCAUUGAGCAAAGCAACAAACUGAAGUGUUUAUUAACUUUAAACACUUAGGAUUACUUUUAUUGUCAACAUUUCCCUCACUUAAUUCAAUUCCAAGCAAAGCAUGCUAGGAAUUACAAAUCCCUUAACUAGUUGGACCAACACAAUUCCUUCAUAAAACAAAUAAGACUUUCACCUGAAGAAAAAAUAUUAAAUGUUAAACAUGAUUUAUUAAAUAUUUAAAAUAAAAUGUAAAAAAAUCAAAGGGGGGCUAAUAAUUUUGGCUUCAGCAGUAUAUGGUUUUAAGAAUGUUGGUGAUCAAAUAAUUGUGGUGACCACUCAUUUUCCACAAAAGAAAGCUUUCAUAGAGUUUCAGCUUAACAUGAGGGUAAGAAAAUAAUUACAGAAAAAAAAUAAUCAUUUAUUGUCUUAUUUUUUGAGAAAUUGUCACCAGCCAGUAAACUAUAAUGCAGCCAACAUGCAGUAUUAAAAAAAGUAAUAAGAUGUAAAUUAUUAUUAUUUUCUUAACAAAAAUGAAUGACUAUACACUGUAAAUGAAUGACAACACACGGUUAAAAUUUAAGUGGAAUUAAUUUAAACUUAAGCUUAAAUUACAUUACACUGACUUAAAACAGCUUGCAUAACUUAAAUAUUUAAGUUUCUUUUGUUUAAUACUUAAUGAUUCACGUUUUGUCAUUGGACUUUGUUAGGAUCGGACUAUAUUUGGCUUAGAUAUCCACGUAUCUGAGGUAUCUUACGCUAUCUGAGGGUGCACAAAAUGCGCAAUAUUAAUUUAAAAUAAGCCUUUUUUUAAAUAUAUAUAUUUAUGGUUAGAAAUGUAAAAAUAUCUUUAUGGAAUAUUAUCUGAUAAUAUUCCAGUGAUUUUUUGCAUUAAAAAAUCUAUAAUUUGGAUUCAAACAAUGUUCAGGCUCACAUCAUUUUUAAAGUGUAGUUUUUACCAUGACUUACAAAAACAGCCACUAAUGCCAUUCGGUGUAACAAUGGUUUAAGGCAUGUUUAAAACAAGAAUUAUCUAAUGAUGUAUUAAAAUGUACCAUGUAUUAAAAGUGUAUCACUUUGAAUCUCUAAUAAUAGAAUUAAUUGUCAUUUUAAAUCAUUAUGUUUUAAGCCGGUGUUUCUCAACCACGUUCCUGGAGGACCAUCAUCACUGCAUGUUUUGUAUGUCUCCUUUGUCCGUCACACCCAUUAACAGGUCUUUGAGUCUCUAAUGAGCUGAUGAUCUGAAUCAGGUGUGUUUGGUUAAGGAGACAUGGAAAAUAUGCAGAGCUGGUGGUCCUCCAGGAACGUGGUUGAGAAACACUGUUUUAAGAAAGUAGGUUUCACAAAUAUUUAACAAAAUAAUCUCAAUAAUUUCAAAGAGAAAGACAUUCUGAAACUGUAGACACUUGCAAAUUAAUAUGAUUCUGUGUAUAUAAAAUCACUAUUAUUUGUUAUUUGAUUAUUUCUAUAGAAUAUUGAUGUACUUUUACUUGUGUCAAUUACAAAAUGUCAAUUCUAAAUUGAAGAUUUGGUAAAUGCUGAAAUGAACACAACAUUCAUCAAAUUGGUUAUCAGGCAGUGUAAAAAAUGAUAACUUAUUUAAAUUUCUGUAUCUCUGUCCUUGAACCUCAUUGAUUUGGAUCAUGCGUAUCUAUAGGAGAUAACAAACAGGAGCACAGUAUUGUGGAGAUUAUACUUUGAAUGACCAGUACACUGAUUUUCUUUAUUGCACUUAUCUGUUGUAUUAUAUUAUUGCACUUAACUAGAACAAACCAGUGCUUGUACAGUAUAAGCUUCUUUUCUUUUUCAGGAUAGUACAGGGAAAUGCAAUACAGAAACACAUUUAUGCGUUUAACAUGUCAGCAUUUCUAAUCGUUUCCAAAUAUCCUCCUUGGUGUUGCUCUGCUUAUGCUUAUGUAAAAGGGCGACACCGCAAGUGAGUUUCCCAAUUGGGAUUCUAAAUUGAAGCACUGAUAUAAUAUUAUGAGUAGUGCCUACAGCUGCAAAGAAAAGAAAACAUGAACAUACAAAUGUUUUAAAAAAUAAUUGAAUUACUGGGGAAUCCCUGCACUUUUAGAAAAGCCCAAUGUGAUAUUGUUAAAAUAAUGUAUUUCUUCACAGUUGCUUUACACAAUGUUGGGUUAGUUUACAUCAAAAAUAAAAUUCAUUGUUUUCACACA